This is a messenger RNA of Alternaria burnsii, 2949 nucleotides long. RefSeq names its product fad-binding domain-containing protein. The coding region runs from base 1 to 2949 and encodes 982 amino acids. The record is from RefSeq and is a predicted model, not a curated record. Gene Ontology annotation, molecular function: iron ion binding; FAD binding; 2 iron, 2 sulfur cluster binding. The transcript has 4 exons. Lineage: Eukaryota; Fungi; Ascomycota; Dothideomycetes; Pleosporales; Pleosporaceae.
AUGAGUCAAUAUCUCUGGAAACUCUUAGGCUACAAAGACGCGGAAAACGAGACGCGACCCACCAAUACAUCACGCAGUUUACCAUCGUCGUGGUACACGUCCGACGCUAUCUAUCAGCUUGAGAGGCGGGCCAUCUUUUCGAAGAGAUGGAUUCUGAUUACACACAAGCACAGGAUCCCGUCUGCUGGGGAUUACGUGCAAUUUGAAGAGGCAGGGUUCCGCUUCUUCCUGUGCCGAGAUCGCGAUGGCGAUAUCAAUGGCUUCCACAACGUCUGCCGACAUCGAGCAUUCCCCGUCGUUACCGAACCUGCAGGGCGAGUGAAGAUCUUGUCCUGCAAAUACCACGGGUGGUCAUACGGGUUGAAGGGUAAUCUAGCAAAAGCGCCUGGUUAUGAAGAGAUGGAGGGAUUUGACAAGACGCAGAAUGGGUUGUUCCCAAUGAGCGUUCACAUUGAUCAAAAGGGAUUCAUAUGGGUAAAUAUGGAUGUUGCAAGGGAGGUGGCAUGGGAAGAUGACUUUGAAGGAGUUGACACGCAGCCUCGGAUGGACAAUUUCAACUUUGAUGAUUACCGGUUCGACCAUACAUGGGAGAUGGGUGGCGAUUACAAUUGGAAGGCGUUAGCUGAUAACUACAAUGAGUGCUAUCAUUGUCCGACGGCUCACCCGGACGUGGCUGGUAUCACCGAUCUGAAACUAUACGCGGUCAGUACUCAAGGGGGGCACAUUCAGCACUUCACCAAUGCGGAGAAUAUCGCCAUGGACGAGGGACAAAGGGUCCGCAGCACAUAUUAUUUCCCUAAUGCCUGCAUGACAGUGACACCUUUCUUCUUUUACAUGAUGAGAUGCGUACCUACAUCAGCCACUCAUUGCUCCAUGGAGUACGAAGUCUAUCGACACAAGGACGCCUCCGACGCGGAGUUCGAAGCCAUUGAUUCCAUGUACAAGCGGGUACUGAACGAAGACAAGUGGCUUUGCCUCAACACGCAAAAGAACUACGCUGCAGGUGUCUACGUUAGUGGCGAGAUGCAUGCAAGAAUGGAGAAGGGGCCGUUGUUCGUCCAGAAAACUGUGCGCAACCUGGUUCGGCAGCAUCAUGAGCGCGAAAGGCAGCUGGGUCGCGAGAUAUGGCCUGCACGACAGGUUUUGCCAGAUUCGGCAACACGGGUACAUGAAGACGAGGCUUUCUUGUGCGAUCUGAAAUGUCAGACUGACAAGCUCGAGUGCGGGUCUUUGAUACGUACUGUGCCCGUCGCAUCGUCCUGCUGGCCCGACGCCAAUGGCACCUUUGCUUCUCCUUCCCCUCGCUCUUGCCAGGAAGUCAACGACAAAUGGUCAAACGGGACCUGGCACUCCCAACUUCCCGAGUCAAUUGAUUACCAGCUGUAUGCAAACAACUCUUGUUUACCAGACGAAUCCGGAAGUUGGACGCAGAAGCAGGGAUGCAAGAUUGGUGCUUUGCCGCAGUACAUUGUCAACUCAACGGAGGAGGCUGAUGUCGCAGCUGCGAUGAAAUGGGCUGCUGAUCGUAACAUUCGGAUUGUUGUCAAGGGAACAGGUCAUGACCUCAACGGGCGCUCGAGUGGUGCUUUCUCCCUCUCCAUCUGGACCCGAUACUUCCGCAACUUGACUCGCGACACAGCCUGGCGUGCCGCAAACAGCUCUUCGCCAGCUGAAGACGUCUUCAUAGUCGGCAGUGGCCAGCAAUGGGGCAACGUCCUCAAGUUCGCGACAAGCCAAGGCCGUGUCGUAACAACAGGCCAGGACCCCAGUGUUGGGCUCGGCGGCUACAUCCAAGGCGGCGGCCACGGUCCGUUGGCUCCUACCUACGGCCUUGCAUCAGCCCAAGUGCGCCAGAUGACCGUCGUAACAACCACCGGACAUGUUCUUGUCGCGAAUGAAGUCCAGAACCGAGAUCUCUUCUGGGCACUCCGUGGCGGUGGUGCAGGACAAUAUGGCGUCGUUACCGAAUACGUCAUCAAGCACCAUCCAGCACCCAGUAACGUCGUCAUGGCAAGCGUCCAGAUAAUGCCCCAGGGUAGUUCGAAUGCCAGUAUGGACGCAUCAUGGUCAGCAGCAGCCAGUUGGCUCAGUGCACUCCCCGAUCUCAUGGACGCCGGACUCUCAGGCGCGGCCACCGUAGCAGUAGGAAGCACGGCACCAAAGUUCUUCCCAAACCUGGACGUAUCAAACGGCCCAUUUACUGGCAUCGGGCUCAACCAAGUCUUCUGGGCUUUCAACACCACGCCCGCCGCCGUACAAGCCCUCGUCCAACCCGUCUUGUCCAAGAUCCUCGCGUCCAACACAAACAACACCAGCGCAAACAUCUCCCUUGUCUCGACAUCAAUGACAGCUUCACACUUUGCAAACUACACCGCCUUCUUCAGCGCCAUAUCCGGCGACAACGUAGCAGGCGGUGAAUCCCUAACCUCAUCCCGCCUGCUCGGCCGCCCAGAACUCACCCACACCCCUCACGAACAAGUUGUUUCCUACCUGAAAACCGCAAUGGCGAGUCAAAACACCACCGACCCGGGUAACUACGCCACCAUUGGCCUCAGCGGCGGUCCCGGCGUGCACUCCACCCCGUCUGCACACUGGGGCGCUUUACACCCUGGCUGGCGGCGCGCAUACCUUCACUUCAUCGCCACGGGCGCGACCGUCGAUUCCAAGGCUGCCGGGUCUGCCAAGAAGGCGCUGCAGAUUGGCGCAGACUGGCAUGCCAAGGUUAAAGAGCCCAUGUGGGAGAAGUGGGCGCCGGGUUCUGGUGCGUACAUGAACGAGGCGAAUCCAUUUAUGCCUACGUUCCAGCAAGCGUUUUACGGCAGCAACUACGAGGCGUUGAGGGAGGUCAAGCGCAAGUAUGAUCCUAGCGAGAGUUUGUAUGUGCUUUCGGGAGUGGGAACGGAGAGGUGGGAGUAUGAUCUUGAUAGUGGCAAGUUGUGUGGGUUUUAG